Molecule: messenger RNA, 4776 nt
Organism: Biomphalaria glabrata
Lineage: Eukaryota; Metazoa; Mollusca; Gastropoda; Planorbidae
Product: DNA-directed RNA polymerase II subunit RPB2
Exons: 24
Coding region: 141-3677 (1178 amino acids)
Biological process (GO): DNA-templated transcription
Cellular component (GO): RNA polymerase II, core complex
Molecular function (GO): ribonucleoside binding; DNA binding; DNA-directed RNA polymerase activity
Source: RefSeq, a predicted model, not a curated record
AGAUCAUGAAAGGAAGUUUGAUUAUUUUUUUUGUUGACACUAAUAAUAAAUAGGUCUAGAAUAAAUAUAGAUCUAGAGAUCUAUGUUGAUAUUACCCUUAAUUUUACCAAUACUGCUGUAAUAUCACUUUAUAAGUCAUCAUGUAUGGCCAAGACGAAGAUAUGUAUGACCAAGAUGAUGAAAGUGAUGAAAUUACCAUGGACCUGUGGCAAGAAGCCUGCUGGAUUGUCAUUAAUUCAUACUUUGAUGAAAAAGGUCUUGUUAGACAACAGCUUGAUUCAUUUGAUGAAUUCAUUCAAAUGUCUGUUCAAAGAAUAGUGGAAGAUGCUCCUCCUAUUGAUCUUCAAGCAGAGGCUCAGCACACAUCUGGUACUAUUGAAACACCACCUCGCUAUCUGCUGAAGUUUGAACAGAUUUAUUUAUCUAAGCCAACACAUUGGGAAAAGGAUGGUGCCCCUAGUCCUAUGAUGCCAAAUGAAGCAAGAUUGAGAAAUCUUACUUAUUCUGCACCACUAUACGUGGACAUUACAAAAACAGUUAUCAAAGAAGGAGAAGAUCCAGUGGAGACUACUCAUCAAAAGACCUACAUUGGUAAAAUACCAAUCAUGUUACGCUCUACUUAUUGUCUUCUGAGUGGUCUAGCUGAUCGUGAUUUGACAGAGUUAAAUGAAUGUCCAUUAGAUCCUGGUGGAUACUUUAUUAUCAAUGGGUCAGAAAAAGUGCUGAUUGCUCAAGAAAAGAUGGCAACUAAUACAGUAUAUGUUUUUCAACAAAAAGACUCCAAGUAUGCCUUUAAAACUGAGAUACGUUCAUGUCUUGAGCAUUCCUCUCGUCCGACAAGUACACUUUGGGUUAACAUGAUGGCCAGAGGAGGGCAGGGCUCUAAAAAAAGUGCCAUUGGUCAAAGAAUAAUCUCUAUUUUGCCUUACAUCAAGCAAGAAAUUCCUAUCAUCAUAGUUUUCAGAGCUCUUGGAUUUGUAGCUGAUCGUGACAUUUUGGAGCACAUCAUUUAUGAUUUUGAUGAUCCUGAGUUGAUGGAAAUGGUGAAGCCCUCUUUGGAUGAAGCUUUUGUUAUACAAGAACAAAAUGUUGCACUUAAUUUUAUUGGUUCUAGAGGUGCAAGACCAGGUGUUACAAAAGAAAAAAGAAUCAAAUAUGCCAGAGAAAUCUUACAGAAGGAAAUGUUACCUCAUGUUGGUGUUAGUGAGUUUUGUGAAACCAAGAAAGCAUAUUUCCUUGGUUAUAUGGUUCAUAGGCUGCUGUUGGCUGCACUUGGUAGAAGAGAAGUGGAUGACAGGGAUCAUUAUGGAAAUAAACGACUUGACUUGGCUGGACCACUCUUAGCCUUUUUAUUUAGAGGACUGUUUCGAAAUUUAAUGAAAGAAGUUCGCAUGUAUGCUCAAAAGUUUAUUGAUCGCGGUAAAGAGUUCAACAUGGAAUUGGCAAUAAAAACCAGAAUUAUUACUGAUGGUCUUAAAUAUUCCUUAGCUACUGGAAACUGGGGUGAUCAAAAGAAGGCUCAUCAAGCUAGAGCAGGUGUAUCUCAGGUGUUGAAUAGACUUACCUUUGCUUCAACCUUAUCUCAUUUGCGCCGGCUCAAUUCACCUAUUGGUAGAGAUGGCAAGCUUGCAAGACCUAGGCAGUUACAUAACACACAUUGGGGAAUGAUAUGUCCUGCUGAGACACCAGAGGGUGCAGCUGUUGGUCUUGUGAAAAACUUGGCUCUGAUGGCAUACAUCUCUGUAGGCUCUCAGCCAUCUCCUAUCUUAGAGUUUUUGGAAGAGUGGAGCAUGGAAAAUUUAGAAGAAAUUGCACCUUCAGCCAUUCAAGAAGCUACCAAGAUCUUUGUCAAUGGCUGUUGGGUUGGUAUUCAUAGAGAUCCUGAGCAUUUGAUGACAACAUUAAGAAAACUUAGACGAGAAAUGGAUGUUAUUGUCUCAGAGGUUUCUAUGAUCCGUGAUUUUGCUGACAGAGAAAUUAGGAUAUAUACUGAUGCUGGUAGAAUCUGUCGGCCCUUGCUUAUUGUAGAAAAUCAGAAAAUGCUUUUGAAACAGUCUCACAUUAAGCAGUUAAAACAAAGAGAAUUUAACAAUUACAGUUGGCAAGAUCUGGUUGCCAGUGGUGUGGUGGAGUACAUUGACCCACUAGAAGAAGAAACUGUAAUGCUGGCAAUGACCCCUGCUGACUUCAUGCAAGAAGGAAAAGAUGUCUCUUACUGUUCUACAUAUACACAUUGUGAGAUUCACCCAGCCAUGAUUCUUGGUGUUUGUGCUUCUAUCAUACCUUUCCCUGAUCAUAACCAGUCACCCCGUAAUACAUACCAAUCUGCUAUGGGUAAACAAGCUAUGGGUGUUUACAUUACAAAUUACCAUGUUCGAAUGGAUACCCUGGCCCAUGGAUUGUUUUAUCCUCAGAAACCUUUAGUGGCAACUCGAUCCAUGGAAUACUUGCGCUUCAGAGAACUACCAGCAGGUAUAAAUUCUGUUGUGGCCAUUGCUUCAUACACUGGAUACAAUCAAGAAGAUUCUGUCAUUCUCAAUGCAUCAGCCAUUGAAAGAGGCUACUUUAGAUCAUUCUUCUUCCGAUCGUACAAGGAUGCUGAGUCUAAAAAAGGUCUUGAUCAGGAAGAAGUAUUUGAAAAACCAAACAGAGAAACCUGUCAAGGCAUGAGAAUAGCUAUUUAUGACAAGUUGGAUGAUGAUGGUAUCAUAGCACCAGGUACUCGUGUCUCAGGUGAUGAUGUUCUUAUUGGUAAAACCUUGACAUUACCGGCUAAUGAUGAUGAGUUGGAUAGUACAGCUCGUCGUUUCAGCAAAAGAGAUGCAAGUGUGUUCAUGAGACGCAGUGAGACUGGCAUUGUUGACCAGGUGAUGGUUACUAUUAAUAAUGAAGGAUAUAAGUUUUGUAAGAUUCGUGUCCGUACUGUCAAAACUCCCCAAAUUGGUGAUAAGUUUGCCAGUCGUCACGGUCAGAAAGGAACUUGUGGAAUUACUUAUAGACAAGAGGACAUGCCAUUUACAUGUGAAGGAAUCACACCUGACAUCAUUAUCAAUCCUCAUGCUAUUCCAUCUCGAAUGACCAUUGGUCACUUGAUUGAGUGUUUGCAAGGGAAAGUAGCUGCCAAUAAAGGAGAGAUAGGUGAUGCUACUCCUUUCAAUGAUACUGUCAAUGUACAGAAAAUUUCAAAACUGUUACAAAAAUACAACUACAAUCUGAGAGGCAAUGAGGUUUUAUAUAAUGGAUUUACUGGACGUAAACUGAAUGCCCAGGUAUUUUUGGGACCUACAUAUUACCAGCGUUUGAAACACAUGGUGGAUGACAAAAUUCAUUCCAGAGCAAGAGGUCCAGUUCAAAUUCUGAACAGGCAGCCUAUGGAAGGAAGAUCUCGCGAUGGUGGCCUCAGAUUUGGUGAAAUGGAGCGUGACUGUCAGAUUGCACAUGGUGCUGCACAGUUUUUACGUGAGAGACUAUUUGAAGCCUCAGAUCCAUAUCGAGUUCAUGUGUGCAAUCUCUGUGGCAUCAUUGCCAUUGCAAACCUUCGCAACCAAACCUUUGAGUGUAGAUCAUGCAAGAAUAAAACUCAGAUUUCUCAAAUUCGCAUACCCUAUGCCUGCAAACUUUUGUUCCAAGAACUGAUGGCUAUGAGUAUUGUGCCACGCAUGAUGGUGACAGCUUAAGACAAACCUUGGACAAAAAAAGAGAGAGAAAAACUUCUUAAGGGACAGUACAUUUGUUGUGUAAAUAUUACAUCCCUUUUUCUAAUUUAAUAGGAUUGUGAAUGUAAGAAAUAAUUUAAAAAAAUAAUUUUUUUUUUUCAAAAGAAGGAUUUUAAUGACCUAGAAACUAGUCUUUAAAAUUGAACAAAAACAUUACUUAGAAUGACUUUAAAUAUGUCACCCAAAAUUCAGGGAAUUUUUUUGAUUUAAAAAAUACCAUCUUUUUCAAGUCAUGGAAUAGCUGGUGGUGAAGAAAAACUAUUGCAAUGAUUAAUAUACACAUAUACACAUGAUUUUUUUCUCUGAUUUUAUAUUUGGGAAUUAGUACCAAAUCUUGAACUUUAACAUUUUUUGACUUACUGGAGAUUAUAGAGUUACAUUUACACUUUAAACAUUAAUUUUCAUUUAGUAUUCUAAAUCAAGAUCUCAACUUUGCUAUGAUUGCAAAAUUUAUAUAUAUAUAUAUAUAUAUAUAUUUAUAUAUAUAUAUAUAUAUAUAUAUAUAUAUAUAUAUAUAUAUAUAUAUAUAUAUAUAUAUAUAUAUAUAUAUAUAUAUAUAUAUAUAUAUAUAUAUAUAUAUAUAUAUUAGUAGAAGAAGGCUCAAUAGAUAAAUCAUUCUAAAUUUCUGAUGCAGUUUGUUUUAUGAUUGGGAAAGAUAUUGCAAAAUAAAAUGAAUGGGAUAGUCAUAGAUUUGUAAGAUAAGGCAUUUUAACUAAUUAGAAUCUGUAACAAUAAAAAUAUGUAUUAGUCAUUGCUGUCACUGAAUGGUAAUGGAUCAAUUGUUAAACUAGAUUCAAGAGCUCUCUUACACUGACAUACCUAUAGAUACUUAUUGAUAUUUGUCAUUUUGUUAUUGUAAAUUUUUUUUUUAAACGAUUGAUUGUUCAAGGCUGUUGUAUAUUGCAAGUUAUCUUCGUUGCUUUUGCUAAAAACACAGAAGUAAUGUUCCCAUAUUUUUCUUACAAAAAUGAAAACAUGUAUUUUGCAGUUUACAAAUAAAUGUAAUAAUACAUUCUCAUUUGUGUUCAAAAUGUGAAAUAAAAAAUUUGUUGCAACUGGA